CGUUCGAGUAGAAUAAUCUUCCAUAUACAUACAUAGACACAUUCCCAAAUUGAUAAUCAAUACAGCCAGGAUAUAUCCCUUGACCCAAGAGAAGCACAAAGCACACGCAACGUUUUCCCGCGGCUAAUAUUCCCCCCUCAGGCCACGAGCACCGGCCCUCGUUUCUCUCGGUCGAGAGUAGGCGUACAAAUAUAUAUAUAUAUAUAUAUUGACGCGACGUGCACGUCCACAGGUUUCUGCUUGCGAGUAGUCCACAGACAGUGCACGUAUAUAUGCACCGAGGGGAGUCCAGUAGCAACAACAACAGCCGAGGCACUCGACCUCCAGAAUCCACCGAGCCAAACAAACAACCGUACACCCGUGCGAGGUUGUAGCUGUGGGUGCAUGUAUACGUACGUGGAGUGGAAGCACAGUGGCCCAUCGACGUGCACGUGUAUAUGAAAAACAAGAUCGGCCGAGUGCAGGCACACGUAUAAAUACGCACUGCCGAGAGAGUAGUCUCGAGUGUCCAGAGGGACGAGGGUGAAAACAGUGAGACCCGUCUUCCCCUUCUUUGUGUCCCUCCACUCGACUCGAUCCGGGAACUACGACGACGGUGUCGCGAGUGCAGUGAGCGCGGAGGCAAACACAGAGACGCCGAAUCAAAAGAAAAAGUGUUACCGUGUGUACCAGUGCCAUCAUUAUCUUGCGCAGUGCGUACACGUACAGUGUGAAAUCAUAUAGUGAAAGGCCGGUUGUAGCCACGAGUGCGACAGUUUGUAUGCGCCGACGGUGCAAUAGCAGCAGGAGCAGCAGUAAAGCAGGAUGAUGACGGCACCGGCCGUCGGACAGUCUCAUCUCCACCGCGGGCUGCCGCUCUACUACUGCUGUCUUCUACUACUAUCGCUGCCGAACCUCGCUCGGAGCGAUUUCGAUGGGGAGCAGUCGCAGCUCACCUCAGCCGAAGAAAAGACUAGCUUCGAGGCUGCCUUUCAAGGAAGAUGCGGCCACGGCUCGCCGUGCGAACAGCUGUGCUACGAGCUGCACGACGGCAUGUACGAGUGCGACUGCAGGGAUGGCUACAUACUCCACAAAAACGGCUACAGCUGCGCUGAGCUAAACACGACAUCGUCCUCGACGAGCGAAGGCAUUAUACCGCCUGAAGUGGCAGCAAGUACCAACGAGGCCGCAUCGUCAAAGAUCUUAGGACCGGAGGUAUCCGACAUCGAUGACGAUGACGACGAGGACGACGACGAGGACGAAGAAAUGGGCGAGGAUGUGAUAUACAUGCGAGGAGCCUCUUUUACGAUACAUCUGAACGGAGGCAACGCGAAUUCGAACGAGUCACACCUUUCGUACGACGACGAAGAGACGAACGAGGUUCCCGACGAGGAUAAAAUACCACCGACACCUCAGAACUGGAUCCCGAGCACAAGACAGCAGCGGCAACAGCUGCCCGUGGCACUGUCAACCGAUAGCUCGUCUAAUGGCGAGCCGUCCUGUACACUGGACUGCGGACCUGGUGGCAGCUGCUACGUCGAGCUCGACCCCUCGACGGCACGGGACACGAAUGACGUCGGCGUCAAACUCGUCGAUCCCGAAACUGAACGUCGACGACGCAGGAGGAGGAGCAGCUCGAGCAUCGCCGGUGCCAGUGCCGAUGGUACACCGACGCCCGUUCAGAGAUGCCAAUGUCCUCUGGGCCGGGGAGGCGAUCGAUGCCAGCGCGAGACGGAAGUGAGAUCCCCGCGUUUUACUGGACUGAGCUGGCUCGCGUUUCCAGCGUUGCACGCAGCCUACAAGUAUGUCCAGCUAGAGCUCGAGUUCCGGCCCGAAGCGUGGGACGGUGUGUUGCUGCUCGCCGGUGAAAGGGACGACCUGCAGGGUGACUUCAUGGCCCUGAUCCUUCACCACGGAUACGUCGAGUUCAGAUUCGACUGUGGCAGCGGAGUCGGGAUUGUGAGAAGUUUUGAAACCGUGAAACUAAAUGAGUGGAACGUACUAAACAUCUAUCGGCAUCGCUGGGAUGCGUGGCUGCAGCUGAAUCAAGAAAAACGAGUUCAGGGCAGAUCAAAGGGUCUGUUCUCGAGGAUCACGUUUCGGGAGCCACUGUUCGUCGGUGGCCCAGGCAACACGAGCGGCCUCGAGCGGCUGCCAGUGCGCGCAGGGUUCCGCGGCUGCGUGAGGAAUCUAGAGAUCAAUGGCCACCGCUACCAUUUCCCGUUGGCACCUCAAGGCGAUGCCCUCAACGGCUUCGACGUCGAAAAGUGCACGGCCGACAGGUGCAGCAAAGUGCCCUGUUCGCACGGGGGCAAGUGCCUGACCACCGGCGGCGACACGGCUGUCUGUCUCUGUCCACUCGGAUACACCGGCGACCUCUGCGAGACGAGGGUGGACCUGCAGGUGCCAUCAUUUAACGGGUCCUCGUACCUGAAGUACGCCGGUCUGGCCGAGACGUCGCUCUCCUGGCUCGAAUUGGCCGUGACGCUGAAGCCAAGUGCCCCCGACGGUGUGAUCCUGUACAACGGACAUCACAGCGACGCGACCGGCGACUUUAUUGCCCUCUACCUGGCACAGGGCCACGUCCAGUUUACGUUCGACCUGGGAACUGGAUGCGCGACCUUGAGGAGUGAAAGGCCAAUUAAACUGGACGAGUGGAUCGAGAUCAGAGUGUCGAGGACUGGUCGUCUUGCCUCUUUGGAAGUGGAAGACGACCCGGCCAUAGAGAUGAUGGCCCCGGGUGCUUUUACCCAACUUUCAUUACCUCUUAACAUGUACCUGGGUGGAACACCAUCGACGGAAAUGUACUCGCCAAAGUUAAAGACGAACGCAAGCUUUGUUGGCUGUGUACAAUCUGUCGUGUUGAAUCGACGCGAGGUGGGUAUUCUGGCAGAGGCUCUGGGUGGCGUAAACGUGGGUAGCUGUGGUCACGCGUGCGAAGCGCGGCCGUGCGGUGACGCGGAGUGCCGGCCGCUGCGCGACCGCUUCACCUGUCGCUGUCGACCCGGACUGCCUCAUCCCUGCCCCGCCCUCGACGAUCAGCAGCAGCAGCAGCAACAAUUGCAAACGAUAACUAGUUCUCAAGUGGAAACAGCGACGAGGUACGCGAUAAGCUCGGCGCAACCGGAAACGCCUGUGCCCAGCUUCACUGGAACCGACAGCUAUCUGCACUUUGACGACGCCGACAUCAUGAAAAGGAUAAUAAGCUACAAAGUGGACAUCAACAUGCGGUUCCGGGCGAGCAGCAACAGCGGCCUGCUGCUCUGGAGCGGAAGACAAUCGGAGACGCGGGAACAAAGGGAUUCUAAUGAGGACUACCUCGCCCUCGGCCUGGACCAGGGCUACCUCACGCUGGCGUACAACCUCGGCUCCGGCGGGGCGCUGCUCCGAUACAAUCUCACCAGAUUGGACGACGAUCUCUGGCACCGGGUCAGAGCAACGAGGAACGAGCAGAGAGCUUCCCUCGUCGUGGAUAACGGGAAUGGCGUUUCGGCGGAGUCUCCGGGACAAUUAAGACAAUUAAACACGGAUACCGGCCUCUACGUAGGAGGUGCGCCGUCCAUAGCGAGGACCACGGGAGGUCGAUAUCUCAAGGGGAUCGUUGGCUGCAUAAGCGAUCUAGUGCUCGACUCGGACUACUCGGUGUCACUGACGUCAUCAGGACAGGCGACCAAUACGCACACGUGUAUUCCCUGAGUCCCACGUAUGUACGAGCCGUCCGAGGACGACCGCUGAGUCCGAUAAAAAUAACCAGUGGCAACGGAAUAGAUAACAAUUAGCGGAGAGCAAACGAGAAGCUAAAUUUAUGUACAAAACGAUGCGUCAUAAAAUGCGUUCAAAGAUGAGAGAGAAAGAGGCGAGAAGAGUAUAAGGAUAAGGUAGAACUCGGUGUAAGGACUAAAAACAAUGAGCAAAAAAUCCUUGAAGAACUAAUAAAUUAGAUGAACUUCUAGUCAGCGACUUGUAAAUAACCGCGAGACAUGAUUUCUGCGUGUGAGUCUCCUCUUUUUUGGUGUGAGAAAAAAAUUAGAUAUAAUAUGACAAGGAUAAGAAUAAGUAAAGGACUGUGUAAUAAUAGAUAUCUGGCUGCUGCUGUAUUUAUUUAUGAAACAAAAAUAUACACGAGCAAGUAUUUGACUCACGCGUGGUCUAACAAGGCUUUCCAUUUAGUUUUGUAUUUUUCAUGCUUCAGUACACAGAAAUAAAAAAUUGUGUUUUAAGAAAAUAAUUUUUAAGAUUUAAAAAAGAAAUGGUAAAUUUUACUACCACUUAUUGGUAUUUACUUCAUCGACACUUAACCAAUGGAUUUGCAUAGGAAUAAUGACAAUUGAUUGUACGUAAAUCGAUGGUAGGAUAUUUUAUAUAAUAAAAGAAAGGAAGGAAUAAUUGUAAGCUAUAAGGAAAACCCUGAAAAAAAUUACUUUGUGUGUGUAAAUGAAACUAGUUGUUUUUCCAAUUCCAUAUUUAAUGAAUAAUAAUACACUUUUAUCUGCACUUAUGGCAAUGCAGCUCUCGUAUCGAACGCGUAAAUGGUACAAAAUGCGCAUCUUACGAGAAAUUAAUCAAUACUAAAAUACUAUUCAAGGUGCGUAUUUUUCAACUAAAAUUUGGAGAUAAAAAUAUAUAUCCAGUGUUUACAGUUGCAGUUCGGCAACAGUAAAAAAAAAGCAACAAAAGUGGGCCUAAGUUGAGGAAAAGAAAAUAAAAAGUUUGUACAUGUGAUACCUAUUCCCUCGUCAAUUUUUCAUGUCAACGUGUGAUCGUAUGUAACGGCUUUACUGCACCUUUAUCUCUGUACAAAGUUUUUACCAUCCCAUGAUAAGAGAUUUCUUUUUUCUUUUAUAUGUUUAAAAAGAUACGACGUUGCUUGUAAUAAUAAUAAACAUAAUAACAAUGAUAAUGGAAUGUUCUCGGAAGAAUAAUUAUAAAAUCAUUAGUAGUCAUUCUUUUAAGUGUAUUUUAAUGAGGGAUACAAAAAAGUGAUUGCCCUUUACAUAUAAUUCAUGCAAUGAUACGAGCUUCCUGCAGCAUCAACACAUGUGUGUCAGAUAAAACAAUUGUAGUUGAGAAAAAAGUACAACAGAAUAACAAAACAAAAAAAAAUAAUAAAAAAACAAAAUAAAAAAAUAAAAAAAAUAAAAACAA
Copidosoma floridanum is the source of this 5124-nucleotide messenger RNA. RefSeq names its product pikachurin. The record is from RefSeq and is a predicted model, not a curated record. Lineage: Eukaryota; Metazoa; Arthropoda; Insecta; Hymenoptera; Encyrtidae.